This is a messenger RNA of Salarias fasciatus (jewelled blenny), 2254 nucleotides long. It is a transcript of the gene sv2a, whose product is annotated as synaptic vesicle glycoprotein 2A. Lineage: Eukaryota; Metazoa; Chordata; Actinopteri; Blenniiformes; Blenniidae. Gene Ontology annotation, biological process: transmembrane transport; chemical synaptic transmission. The transcript is spliced from 12 exons. The coding region runs from base 33 to 2240 and encodes 735 amino acids. Gene Ontology annotation, cellular component: synaptic vesicle membrane; neuron projection. Gene Ontology annotation, molecular function: transmembrane transporter activity. The record is from RefSeq and is a predicted model, not a curated record.
CAGCCUCCGCCCGCCUCCAUCCAGCCUCCGCCAUGGACGACGACGGGCGCUACCGCGACGGCCGCGCCGACUUUAUCCGCGGCGCCAAGGACAUCGCCAAGGUGGCCAAGAAGCAGGUGGGGAAGAAGGUGGGCCGCGGCGUGGACAAGAUGGCGGACGAGUACACCCGGCGCUCCUACAAGCGCUUCGAGGAGGAAGAUGACGACGACGACGACUACGGCGGCGCGCCGGGCAACGACGGCGGCUACUACCGCGACGACGGCCGGGCCGACGACGGCGACGCCCACAGCGACUCCACCGAGGGCCACGACGAGGACGACGAGAUCUACGAGGGCGAGUACCAGGGCAUCCCCCGCGCAGAGGCGGGCAAGGCGGGCGGCGCCGCCGGCGUGCCGGCACCGCGCCUCAGGGACCCGGCGGCGUUGGAGGGCGAGCGCAGGAAGGACCAGGAGGAGCUGGCGCAGCAGUACGAGGUCAUCCUGCAGGAGUGCGGCCACGGCAAGUUCCAGUGGACGCUCUACUUCGUGCUGGGCCUGGCGCUCAUGGCGGACGGCGUGGAGAUCUUCGUGGUCGGCUUCGUGCUGCCCAGCGCCGAGAAGGACAUGUGUCUGUCUGAACCCAACAAGGGCAUGCUGGGUCUGAUCGUGUACCUGGGCAUGAUGGUGGGGGCGUUCGUGUGGGGGGGCCUGGCGGACCGGAUCGGCCGGCGCCAGACGCUGCUCAUCUCUCUGUCCAUCAACAGCGUCUUCGCCUUCUUCUCGUCCUUCGUCCAGGGCUACGUGUCCUUCCUGUUCUGCCGCCUGGCGUCGGGCGUGGGGAUCGGCGGUUCGAUUCCCAUCGUCUUCUCCUACUACUCGGAGUUCCUGGCGCAGGAGAAGCGCGGAGAGCACCUGAGCUGGCUCUGCAUGUUCUGGAUGAUCGGAGGGAUCUACGCCUCGGCCAUGGCCUGGGCCAUCAUCCCCCACUACGGCUGGAGCUUCCAGAUGGGCUCCGCCUACCAGUUCCACAGCUGGAGGGUCUUCGUCCUGGUCUGUGCCUUCCCCUCGGUGGCCGCCAUCUCUGCUCUGACCACCAUGCCUGAGAGCCCCCGCUUCUACCUGGAGAACGGGAAGCACGACGAGGCCUGGAUGAUCCUGAAGCAGGUCCACGACACCAACAUGAGAGCCAAGGGCUUCCCCGAGAGAGUGUUCUCCGUGACGACGAUCAAAACCGUCCAGCAGCUGGACGAGCUGGUCCAGCUGGGGGACAACGCCGCCUGGCACGAGAAGUGGAGGGUCAAACUCACCUCCCUGUUCCACCAGGUGUGGAGUAACUUCCAGACCGUCUUCUCUCCAGAGUACCGCCGGACCACCUACAUGAUGAUGGCCGUCUGGUUCUCCAUGUCCUUCAGCUACUACGGCCUGACGGUCUGGUUCCCCGACAUGAUCAAGUUCCUGCAGAAGCAGGAGUACCGGUCCCGGACCCGGGUCUUCCUCCGGGAGAAGGUGGAGCACGUCACCUUCAACUUCACGCUGGAGAACCAGGUCCACAAGCAGGGCGAGUACUUCAACGACAAGUUCAUGAACUUGAAGAUGAGGUCCAUGGUGUUCGAGGACUCGCUGUUUGAGGAGUGCCGCUUCGAGGACAUCACGUCCAGCAGCACCUUCUUCAAGAACUGCACCUUCAUCGCCACUCUGUUCUACAACACAGAUCUGUUUAAAGACCGGCUGGUCAACUCUCGGCUCAUCAACAGCACCUUCCUGCAUAACAAGGAGGGCUGCCUGCUGAGCGACGUCAGCGACGAGAACAACGCCUACAUGGUGUACUUCGUCAGCUUCCUGGGAACCCUGGCCGUUCUCCCGGGGAACAUCGUCUCCGCGCUGCUGAUGGACAAGAUCGGACGGCUGAGGAUGCUAGCGGGUUCCAGCGUCAUCUCCUGCGUCAGCUGCUUCUUCCUGUCGUUCGGCAACAGCGAGUCGGCCAUGAUCGCUCUGCUCUGCCUGUUCGGAGGAAUCAGCAUCGCCUCCUGGAACGCGCUGGACGUGCUGACUGUGGAACUGUACCCGUCUGACAAGAGAACCACGGCGUUCGGGUUCCUCAACGCUCUGUGUAAGCUGGCGGCGGUUCUGGGCAUCAGCAUCUUUACGUCGUUCGUGGGCGUCACCAAGGCGGUUCCCAUCCUGUUUGCCUCGGGCGCGCUGGCGGCCGGCAGCUUCCUGGCGCUCCGGCUGCCGGAGACGCGCGGCCAGGUGCUGCAGUAGGGGUUGGGGCCACG